UGUAGAGUGGAAUAAGUAAAUGCAAGAGAAUGAGUGCAUACCAAGUAACAUUGUGCAUGACAUGACGUCGACGGAUUCUGAUUGCGUGCAUUUUGCAAGUGAAUGAGCACGGAUGAGCACCAAGUCCUUACAAAAACCCGGAUUUUUUGACAGUUUCAAGGUCUUUUCGCACAUGGUGGAUACUUGUGGAGUAAAAUUAUCGGGAAAGUGGAAAACGUGCAAUUUUGGAGACAUAUAUUCCAAUAAAAUUUAAAAUUUUUUUUCAGAUGCAAGUCCCGACUGAGUUUAGCUCAUUUGACCUGACGAACAAAUCCUUCAUUGAGUUUCUGGUCGGCUCUCGUGUCACUUCAUGGAAAACCGAGAGUGCUUGUGCCGCUGGGGAUAACAUGGCUGGAAGCGUCACGGCAAUUAAAGCAAAACUGGCCACCCCCUCCUUGCCCAAAGAGAAGAAGGAUGAAGUUCACUUAAUCUACAAACAAAUUCCAGCCAACCCACCUGACUGGAUCAUCCAGGGACAAAUUUUUCGCAAGGAGCAUGCCGUAUACCGCACCGUUGUUCCAGCAAUGCAAGCCUUCGCCUCGUCUCGUAACCACGUCUACAAGUCCCCACUGCCUAUCUUCUUCAAAGGGUUCAACGACGACAAGAGUGACUACCUCGUUUUGGAAGACGUAAGGCCAGACGGGUUCAAAAUGGUUGACAAGCGUCGUAGUCUGACAUUUCCAGAAAUGACCAUCAUCGUGGAAGAGCUGGCAAAGUUUCAUGCGACGGGAUAUGCCUUUUUGAGACAUGAAGGGGCUCAAAUACUGGACACGAACGCUGACCUUAAUUUACUCACGAAAGGUCUCUUCCCACCCGACGAGGAUGGCAAAGAUAUGUACGAUGGUCUUAUCCAGCUCUACUUUGAAGUGGCAGCCGAUCUCGUUUCGUCCGACUUACCUGAACUGGCUGCAAGAAUUGGUAAAAUUCUACCAGAAGACGCAUGGAAAAUACGGAAGAAUGCAACCAAGAAUCCUGCUUAUUUCGAAACGAUAAUCCAUUCCGAUUUAUGGACAAAUAACUUACUGCUCAAGUAUGAAUCCACCACUGGAAUUGUGCCGGAAGCCGUCAAGUUUAUAGAUUUCCAGUUGGCCCAGGUUGGAAAUAUAUUUUCUGACUUGACCUACCUCGUCUACACCAGCACCACCCCGGAAUUUAGACGAGUACACCUCCACCCAUUGCUCGGGCGGUACUAUGAUGCAUUUUCCACGACUCUUAAGUCUCUAACAUGUCCACUUCCGGUUGACUUCAGUUUGGGUUUUCUCCUGGACGAGUUUCGAGCGUGUCAUGUGGCCGCCCUGAUUCACAUGACUUUUGCCGUUCCACUUCAGUUGGGAGACAUGGUUGGUGUGGAGGCCGAGUGGGAGGAAGAAAAUAAAAACGGUAAUAAGAGCUCGGAGGUUGGGGGCGAAGAAGGUGCUCUCGGGGAUAAAAGUUCCAUUCGGGCGAUGACCACGAGGAGUCCCAUUGCACAUCAGAGGUUGAAAGACUUGUUUCAAGAAGCGGCUGCUCUUAACGUCAUUUAGUUACGCGGAUGAAUGAGUGAUUAGUGUACACCUAUAUUUCGAUAUUUAUGUACAUGCAUUCCAUAGAUUUUGUACUUUGUACUAAAAUUGUCAAGAAUUAUUGUCUAUGUGAGGAUGACUAAUUGUUAUCUGCAUAAUAAUAAAUCCAAAUAUACACAAGAGAUUUG
Messenger RNA from Folsomia candida, 1729 nucleotides. RefSeq lists its product as uncharacterized. Bases 267 to 1562 code for a protein of 431 amino acids. The transcript has 2 exons. The record is from RefSeq and is a predicted model, not a curated record. Lineage: Eukaryota; Metazoa; Arthropoda; Collembola; Entomobryomorpha; Isotomidae.